UCAAGAGUUUAGUGGAUGCUUAGUUUAAAAUGAACAGAUACGCGAACGUGUGGAAAGUGUACUAGCCAAACAAAUUUUGUUUGGCAUGCUGAAUGUACUCAUCUACUCAUGUACUGAUACCCAAUGUGUACAAUAUCGUUGGUUUCCCUCGUGCUAAUUUAUUUUGUUUAUUGGUGUUUUUUCGGAAUUUAAUAGUUUUGUUUGUAUUAUCUACACCACGAUCUACACUUUUGCUUAUUCUUAGUCGGCACGUACAAAUUACGAAGAGAGAAUUGAUAAUGCAUGGUUGGGUGGAUCAAUGGAUAUUAACUAUGAAUCCGAACGGAUUGUAACUUGCGCUCCAAGAUGGAUAAAUGUACACAAGCAAGGUAAUGAUUACAACAUGCAAGGUGCAUGUUACUGGUUUCCUAUUGGUGAUAACAGUACCAAGAAACUUUUACCAUUAAUAGAACUUGACAUGGACACUUAUCGAGAUCCUACGACUGGAAAAUCUGUUUACAAUUUUGCUCAAGGACAGGCUGGAUUUUCGGUCCAUAUGCCAGUUGUAAGUUCUAAUUUUUUUUUCGGAUAUUUUUCUUAAGAAAGAGAAAGCAAUGAUUAUGGGUGCUCCUGGUGUUUUCAACUGGCAUGGAACGACAAUCUUAUACAAAUAUAACAUUCAAACUCCUCCUGUUGCUAGUCGUCUGCAAAAUGCUGGAACAAGCAGAAGAUAUGCAGAUCCUAGUGAAUUCAGUUAUAAGAAUAUUGCCCGUGCACUUGAUACAAAGCAAACUCUUGCCUUCGAUUUGUUAGGUUAUUCAUCCACGUCCGGUUAUUUCUAUUCCAAAAAACUAUUACUGUAUGUUUCUAGCGCCCCCAGAUCAGAAUACAAAGGUCAAAUUUUAAUCUACGAAUUCGCAAAACCUAUAGGAACAUCACUGAUUGUCAAAGAAACCAAACACGGUCAACAAUUUGGAGAAUAUUUUGGUAGUGCCAUAACGGCUGGCGACAUAAAUAAUGACGGAUUAGAUGAUUUAAUAGUUGGAGCUCCCUUUCACACAGCACAAAAAUACAAAGGAAAAAUAUAUAUUUUAAACGGUAUCACAUUGUGGGGAAAAGCAUCAAUGGUCAAUUCGGAACCACAGUACAGUACUUGGGUGACAUAAAUCAUGACUCCUUUGGCGGUGUCCCGUUUAUGAUAUGAAUAGAUCGAUAUCUUCCAAUACUUUAACAAUACCAUUUACACUAGGAUGCACUGACAAUAUUUGCAGAUCUCGUUUAAAAGUGACAUCGAAAUUCAUUGGUUUAGAAGAGGAAGAUAAAACGUUUACACUAGGCGCCAAGAGUUAUUUAACAUUACAAAUUGAUAUAAAAAAUACUGAAGAAAAAGCAUAUUUAACUCAAGUACUGACUACAGUACCCGAUUCUAUUACAUUCCGAAGUAUUCCUUCAACUUGCAUGGAAAAAAAUUCGUCUUCUGUCAUGUGCUUUGUCGAUAAUCCACUUGAGACCAACAGUCAGAAAUCGGUAAGUUUAGAUCUAGAUAUGACUAGAAUAAAUAGCAGAAUGUACGAUGAUUCGCUUACUUUCGUGAUAGAGCUAUUUACUAGUAGUGAAAAUAACGGAGACAAAAUAAAGAAUCUGGUCCUUAAAUUAAGACGUGAAGCUGAUGUGAUCAUCACAGGAAAAUCCGAAGAACAUAGGUACUCAUACCGAAACAUAUCUGAAGGUAAACCCCAAUUUUUCGCAAAUAUAUCAAGUUGAAAAAUUUGGACGAAGUCCUUUGAAUGAAAUUGUUGUCGAAAUAAACGUCCCUUAUAUGCUUAAAUUCGAAGAUGAUAGAGAGAUCACCUUUACUAGUUUGUACCCUCCGCUUAGAAUUUUGGACGAUCAAGAUGUUACUUAUACUAGCGAUUUCCAAUAUAUAACUGAAUUCUAUUCUGAAGGAAUAGAGGACACGGCUUCCGAGAAAGAACACUCAAAGCGUUUUGUAAGACAAGUUCAAGUAUUUAACAAAUCAACAACCGCUAAGCAAAAACUGACCAAAGAAACUGAGUUAGAAAAUUUGCAAAAUCGAACGUAGUAUGUUAACUGUAGCAUGAACGAAGUUAGUUGCUUUAAAGUAAUAUGUACCGCGGGAUCUUUAAAAUCCGGACAAAUAGUUACAAUUAAGCUCGAUAUGGUUUUAGAUAUCGCUACUCUUAAAAAUUUAUUAGGUAAAAAAGACGUUAUUCUAUUUGCUACUCACGGACACGUUGUGAUCACAAAUCCUAAAAACUUUAUACAAAGCGGUAACGAGCAAGACAGGGUAGAAGUAGCUUCUCUCUUCAUUGGAGUAUCACAACGUGAAGAUAUUGCGUUAUGGAUCAUUAUUGCUUCUGCGAUAGCGGGAGUAAUACUUCUUACACUACUAUUUGUCGUUUUAGUUAAAGCUGGAUUUUUCAAAAGAACAACUAAAGAAGAAUUAGAACAAUUAAAGAAAGAGAUGGAAUUAAGUGCAGGUGCAAAUCACAAUGAAAAGGAACAAGAAGAUGAAUAAUGUCCAUCAUAUUACUAAUUAUAAUGAAU
This is a messenger RNA of Zophobas morio, 2547 nucleotides long. Its product is annotated as integrin alpha-V-like. Gene Ontology annotation, molecular function: integrin binding. The transcript is spliced from 13 exons. The record is from RefSeq and is a predicted model, not a curated record. Gene Ontology annotation, cellular component: external side of plasma membrane; integrin complex. Gene Ontology annotation, biological process: cell-matrix adhesion; cell adhesion mediated by integrin; integrin-mediated signaling pathway. NCBI's taxonomy places the organism in Eukaryota, Metazoa, Arthropoda, Insecta, Coleoptera, Tenebrionidae. The coding region runs from base 2078 to 2518 and encodes 146 amino acids.